This is a messenger RNA of Adineta steineri, 657 nucleotides long. Lineage: Eukaryota; Metazoa; Rotifera; Eurotatoria; Adinetida; Adinetidae. The record is from the annotation of a GenBank genome assembly.
AUGAAUGAAUCAACAAAUCUUCCGAAAACAAAUUAUCAACCAGGAGGACAACAACAUAAACCUGUUAUAUUAGAUACAACAAGUAAUAAAAUUCUUGGUCAAACAAAAAUCUUUAAACAACCCAUAAAUAAUACGGGAUUAAAAAAACCAACAACAUUAGCAAAUGCUGAAUAUACAUUUGUUGUUGAUAAAAAUAACACGACACAACGAAAUGAUAUUACAUUACCAUCAAGUUCAUUAGCUCAACCAAGUGCACAACAUAAAGCAGAUUGGACUAUCUUAGCAUUACCGGGACAUAUGCACGAUGAACUUGAACUUGAUACAACAAUGACUGAUACAACUCAUACUUCAGCUGAUGGUGAUUAUGGUAUUGAUGAUGUACGUUCAGAUCAAGAUUCAGAUAAUGACGAUGAAGAUGAAACUCGUAUACCAAACUGGGCUAAAGAACGUUUAUUUCAAACAUUUUGGAAAACACAAGGUCAUUGGUAUUUAUCACGUCGAACUCUUAAAUUAACACGUCGCACAUUAGGACAUUAUCCUGUAAUAAAAGAUGAACUUCAAACAUGGUUAAAAGAACUUAAAUCAAGCAAACCAUUAUCAGAAACAUUUACCGAUGCAACAUAUCUUGAUCAAACACAAGCACAACAUUUUUUUUGA